AUGGACGUGGACAUGAAAAAUAAGGAUGAGAUUGACGACAAGCGCGACAGGGAGAGGGACCGUGAGUUCGACCGCGACAAGGACCGUGAAAGAGACAGAGAGCGCGACCGAGACCGUGACAGGGAUCGCGAUAGGAGGGACCGCGACAGGGACCGCGAUCGUGACAGGAGGGACACAGGUCGCGGCGGUAGGAGCCGGACUGACCACUGGGAACCAGACGACAGACGGAAUGGAGAUGCGAGUCCCUUGCGUCGUUCAGCUUCGCCUCGUGAGCGCAGGCAUUCACGCCGUUCGCGCUCUCGCAGUCGCAGUCGGACGCCCUCGCGCUCCCGCAGCCGUGACCGCGGUGACCGUAAGCCUGCUGAUCCGUUCCCUCGCUCCCUUGGUGGGCCCAUGAACGCAACUCACGAAGAAGCCGUCGAAUUUGCCAAGAUCAGCAAGAGAGAAAACCGAGUUUAUGUCGGCAAUCUCAGUUACGACGUCAAGUACCGUGAUCUAAUGGAAUUUAUGAGGGGAGCUGGUGAGGUUCUAUUCGCCGAAGUACUCGUCACGCCAACGGGAGUGUCCAAAGGCUGUGGCAUUGUUGAAUUUGCUUCACCUGAGGAUGCGCAGCGCGCCAUCCGCGAACUCUCCGAAGUGGCCAUGCUCGGUCGCCCUGUAUUUAUUCGCGAGGACCGGGAGAACGAAUCGCGCUUCGGCGCUACGCCUGUCCCAGGCAAGAUUGGAAUGGCGAUGGCAGGGCAAGGUUUGCAUGCGCAGCCACCUCCACGUCCGCCCCAUCAUAAUUAUUUUGGAACUCACAACAAUCCGGGCAAUCAGUUGUAUGUUGGUAAUCUACCAUACCAGGCUGGUUGGCAGGACCUCAAGGAUUUGUUCCGUUCGGCUGGUAAUAUUAUUCGGGCUGAUAUUAACAUUGGUGCGGAUGGGCGUCCCAAGGGCUCCGGAACUGUAGUCUUCGAGACUGCGGCUGAUGCUAAGCAAGCCAUCGGUAUGUACCACGGCUUUGACUGGUAUGGCCGGACACUUGAGGUUCGGGAGGAUCGCUAUGCUGGCCUUUCUGGCCCAGGCUCAUUCCGUGGCAGCCCUUUCCGGGGUGGUGGUGGUGGUGGCGGCGGCGGUUAUGGUGGUCGUGGUCUACGUGGUGGCUUCAGAGGUAGCCUCCGUGGUGGUUACCGUGGCGGGUUCGCGCCCUCUGGUCCUGCUCGUGAUUUCUCGAAUCAAGACUUGUACGCAGACUACUCCGGCCCUGACCAGCCUGCUGCUCACGGUGGUCUGAGAAUGGAUGGCUACGGUAGCGGCUACGGGAGUAGUGGCUAUGGCGUGCCAGGUGGUGGUGGCGCGGGGCAAAUCAUGGUUCGCAAUCUCCCUUGGUCGACCGCAAAUGAAGAUCUCGUCGAGUUGUUCGAGACUACUGGGCAAGUUGAGCUCGCUGAAAUCCUUUUCGAUGGCGCUAGAUCCAAGGGAUGCGGUGUUGUCCAGUUUGCUCAGGUUCAAGAGGCAGAGACGGCUAUUGCAAAAUUCCAGCAGUACAUGUAUGGUGGACGCCCUCUCGACGUGCGGUUCAACGACCGAUGGCAUACAUUUACACCUACUGCAGCCAAGGGCGGUCAGGUGAUGCCCAUGCAGGCGGAGUGA
Messenger RNA from Suillus subaureus, 1635 nucleotides. RefSeq lists its product as uncharacterized. Gene Ontology annotation, molecular function: mRNA binding. Gene Ontology annotation, cellular component: cytoplasm; nucleus. The transcript has 12 exons. The record is from RefSeq and is a predicted model, not a curated record. Bases 1 to 1635 code for a protein of 544 amino acids. NCBI's taxonomy places the organism in Eukaryota, Fungi, Basidiomycota, Agaricomycetes, Boletales, Suillaceae.